GACAACUAAUGGGAUUAUUAAAGUUGCCACUGGAAUCCUAUAUCCUAAUGGUAUAACUGUACAACAUGAUAGCAAUGGGACUCCGAAGAAACUAAUAGUUGGGGCGUUUUCCAAUAUAACCGCACCCCUAUGGAGCUUUGAUAUAGUCGGCCCUUGUCAACUUGAAAACAAGCAAGUUUGGGGAAACCUACCUGCCAAAAGUAAUAUAGAUGGUAUUGAUUUUGAUGAAAAGGGGAACCUUAUAGUCACAGAACAUGGUUCUAGUAUGCUGUUCGUCUUCGACCCAAAUGGAGGUGCUCCGACUUGUCAAUUAAAGUUGCCAACUACGCGUGCGACCAAUAUACAGUUUAGGCCUAACUCAAAUGAGCUCUACAUUACCGGAGAUGCAUUAUUGAAACUACAAUGGAAAUACAAAGGAAUGAAGCAAUAUUGGGAGAUAGCUUAAAGUGUAAAAAUAUGUACUAUAAAACAAG
Messenger RNA from Owenia fusiformis, 473 nucleotides. Lineage: Eukaryota; Metazoa; Annelida; Polychaeta; Sabellida; Oweniidae. The record is from the annotation of a GenBank genome assembly.